GCCCAGGAUGUGCAUGCGGAAUAGCAAAUGAAACAGUAUCUGAGCCCAAGGAGGUUUGUCGAAAUGAUUUGUGACUUGAGCUCAUCUGAGGUGAAAUCAGGUAUCACAAUUAGGAGGAAUCAACAAAACUUGAUAGGUACCUGGGCAGAGGAUGACGGGAGGGAUGCGCAUGAGCUAUUGCCUCUUUGGAACAAAUUUCCACUCAAUGACUGAUGGCAGUAAGUUUCUAGGGUUGCAGAGUGUAUCUGAUACGUAAUGCCACUUCUCCUACAGUAAACCGUUGGGGAAACGGCAGCGCUCUGAUCACACACCUAGACACUGUCAGACACUCAUUUCCCGUCGAUUUCAGGCCAGAGUGAAUUUCGUAAUAAUGCAACUCACCGUGUGCCUAAGCCUGGGGGAGACGCAAGAUGAUGGCAAUCGAUCCAAUCUCAGCAAAAGCAAGCAAAACGGCUGCGCAUGCAUGUCUAGUGUGCGUGGAUCACACACAGUAAAGAGCGGAAUUAGACUCUAGAGUCUGUGCUGUUAAUGAUGAUACCAACAUUGAGACAAACCCUGAACCCAGUAAGGGACAACAUCGUCCCGAUUACUCCGUACUGGGGUUUCUCUUUGCAUUUCACAUGGUUGCAUGAUAUCCUCCCAACUCUGUACCCCUUUCUCGGCCUCAAAGGGUCGGGCCGUUGAGAAGUGGUAUGAUUUGUAUCUAGAGAGUCAGAGACCUGCCUGUACUGCUUUGCCUAUGAGCAAUAAGAGAAACAUUCGAAACUGGAAUGACGAUAUUCUCAUAUGUUCAUGCGUAUUGUCGGACAGAUGUUCCUGUUGUGAAUUGCUACGUCUACCAGUCGAGAUAGUGCCCCACAAGUAUCCGCAACCUCAGCACAACGCUCGAGAACAUAUGGCAACAACGGGCUAGAAAGUUGGCGUGAGUUCUUAUUCUGUUGUUUAUAGUAACAGAGAAAUACUUCGAUACUGCGUUUUCGUGGAGGACAUUUAUACAAACUACAAAUAAAAACCAUAUAAAACGGUACAAAACAAAGGCAAAAACACCAAAAAGUCCCGAUGGUAUUGUAAUAAUAACAGCGCCUGAUGUAAAUUGAGGUCAGAUCAGUGGACGCGUAAGAGUUUACCCUGGAUACUGGACAAACUGAGUAAGGUACUUUAGCUUUCAAGCAUAUUACUUGGUAGCAGGACAAAUGAAAACACAUUGAACACAAAUACCAGAUUCCUUCAGACUUGCAUAGCUUGCAAAUUCAGUCUCAGAAGCCCAAUCACGACCUCAACAACAGAUGUAGCGUCCACAAUGCCCCGUCAACCGGAGCAGCUCCAGAGAGGGGCCUCCAAUAGUGGAUAAUAUCGGGUUCCGGUGGGGCCCUCGCCGGGGCCUUGUGCGCCGAAUUCGAUGAUUGCGAACCGAGACCUUGUUCCGAAAGCACGACAUCGGGGUCGCAAAGCAAGACGUUGUGUCUAAAAAGGUCAUUCAAAAGAUCGAAGCCAAUCCAGGCAUGGGCUAUUAUUCGGUUAAAGACAACACAGGGAUUCUUUGGCCUCUUUCUUGUUUUGGUUAUUGCAAUUUCUUUAAACUUGAGCUUUGAGGCUCAGUACUCUCUUUUUCGUGUCCUUGAUUAUCCAUUUAUCCACAUUGACACAGAAAUUGCCGUCUACCCAGCACCCGUACCUUGCCCUGCUCUGAUGAAAUCCGUAUAAGCAAAGCCCUGCUAGUCUAAUGUUUUUCAUGAUCCCCCCCCCUCGAAUCCCAUCUUGUCAAUUAUGUCUGACAUUUUUUUCCUUUGCGUGUUCUAGGUUCUAACCAGGGUUUGGACAACGAGGGGGAACCACUUAAGUUAGCCCCCGUAGUCGGCGCCGCUGCCCUUUACUGUACCUCCGUUUUCCGUCCUCAAAUGCUCGUCGUGACUCUGCCAAAGGUUAUUUUCCUCACCGUUCUAUGACUGAGCACGGCAGUCGUCGGCCUGUACCCUGGCUUGUGAGAACAUUAGUAGAGAUACCGGCUUCGAUUGAAUCAAGAUACGGCCGAUGACGGUAGAUUUCUAUCUGUAGGCAAUAGAUAGGGUGACUCGUUUUAGGGCUAUUGCACUACGGACAGGGAAAUGAAAUAAUCAACAUCGAAGUCCUGGAAAUACACCACCUCGCCUCUCUCUGAUUAAUACAGUAUUUACUCAAUUAUCAAUAUCGGAUAUCUCCUUGCUAUUGGGAAGGUCCCAGCGCCUAUGAUUCUUGACAACACGACUUGACCCCCACUAUCACCCCAUUUGAAACAUCGUCAAGUGGUUUCUGCGCCCAUUUACAGAUACCUACAUCGGUGUCCUUACUGAGCCUCACCAAGGACUCGACAACACAUCACAUCCCAGCGAAACGCAUCGUGAAGCGGACGCUCACCCGCACGUCCAUAGGGCACAAACCUGCUACGUACUCCACAGUCAAAGCCACCGAGCAGAGAACGUAAUUCAAAAAGUCAAGUGACUCAUAGACACGGAAAGAUUGAGUUGCCAAGCUCCCCCAGUAUUUGGCGAGUUAGAGUCCUGCCUCAAGAGGAAAGAAGACAGAAGCUCGACCUGUAGCUUCCGCAGCCAGGGUCCUCGUCUCAGUUCCAUCUCCCCAGCAAAGUGACAAGGGCGUAUUUCUGGAGAAAAAAAGUGAAACCGCUUUUUGUCCGUCCGUUGCCAUCCGUCUUGCUCCGUCGUUGUCAUCGCUUGUCGUCCUCUCCUCAACCUCGCCAAAAAUUUGGGUUUGGUUUCGCAAAGAAAUUGGCUGGGCUGCGCCUGUUGCAGUUAAUAUCCCCUUCCUACGAGGACAAGACACGCCAAGCAGCAGUAUUUGCAUAAACGCACUCACAAUCUCAUUCUUACACACCUCACAACAUCAGAUAAGCGUCGGCCGCAACAUUUGUUGCAUCACAAUCCCUUGAUUCAUUCACUGACUGAUUUCCCUGCCCUACACCACCCAACAAGACGAGACGCACCCCCGUUCCCCGAGCUUACCCCUGCUCCCUCUCCCCAUACUCCGGUAUCUCUGCGAGUUUCUCAUCUGAGCUACGGUACCAUUGCCAUUCCCAAACCCAAACAUGGGCCAAACGCUCUCGACCAUGACAGUGGCCUCGCCUUCGGGACCCGGUUCCGCCCAAAACGUCUUAAACCGACUUUUCUUCGCUAGUGGCCCCUUGCGCUCCGCGACAUCGUCUACUUUGACCCGUGCUUCUACCCGCUCGUCUACUGUUGUUCCCCCAGUCACUGUUCUCACGGCGACUACUAAUAAUCGCCGCCCUCGACCCUCAAUCCCCAGGCUCUCCUAUCCAUCCUUCUUUCCGUUCUCAUCACCCCAUCUCUCAUUGUCUAUGUCCAUGGCGUCUUCGUCUCCUCAUAGUACCGCCAGCUCUGAAAUUGCCACACCUCGCUCUAGAUCAUCAACAGCAUCAUCCCCACGAAGACUUACAGAUUCCAAUCCAAUGUCCCCCGUCGACCUUUCCAAGAUCGAACAAGAAAUCAAGAUGGCCGCCCUUGAUCAACACCGUGGCUACGUCCAAGACCACUAUGCCGAGGUCAAGCAGGACCGAACACCUGAAUAUGUUGACGAGUCCAAUGCUGCCGGCUACCAGAUUGUCCGAGAACCUCUCUGGAACAAAGGACUUGCCUUCACGCCCGAGGAACGCGCCUCCAAGAACCUCACUGGUCUUCUCCCCCACACAAUGGAGAGCUUCGAGACCCAGUGCGCCCGAGCCAUGAAGAUGAUUCAGACCCGUCAGACACCUAUCGACAAGUACCUUUACCUGUCCACUCUCAAGGACCAAAAUACCGACCUUUUCUAUCGUCUCCUCAUCGACAACAUCCGAGAGCUCAUGCCCCUCGUCUAUACCCCUACAAUCGGCGAUGUCUGCUUGCAAUACUCUAGCAUUUACACUCGCCCCGAGGCUCUGUACAUCUCCAUCAAGCAGCGAAAGUCCAUUCGUGCUAUGCUCCGAAACUGGCCUUGCCAGGAUCCCGAGAUUUGUGUCAUCACCGAUGGCUCUCGCAUUCUUGGUCUGGGCGAUCUCGGUAUCAACGGUGUCGGUAUCUCUAUCGGAAAGCUUGCUCUUUACACCGGCGCUGCUGGUAUCCACCCCUCCAAGACCCUUCCCAUUGUCCUUGACUGCGGUACCAACAAUGAGGAGAACCUGAGGGACCCCUUCUACUUGGGUCUCCGACAAAAGCGACCUUCAUACCCUGAGCAGCAGGCUUUCAUGGAUGAGUUCAUGGAGGCUGCCCGCGAGGUUUUCCCCAGCAUGGUUGUCCAGUUCGAGGACUUCGACAGUGAGAAGGCCUUUGGUUAUCUCGACCGUUACCGAAACCAAUACCGAUGCUUCAACGACGAUAUCCAGGGAACUGGUGCCGUCGUGCUGGGUGGAUAUAUUGGCGCCGUUGAGCAGUCUGGUGUUCCAAUCGAGGAACAGCGACUAGUCUUCAUGGGUGCUGGCUCUGCUGGUGUCGGUGUUGCCAAACAGCUCGUUGAGUACUAUACACGCCGUGGAUUGAGCGAGGCUGCCGCCCGCGACAAGUUCUGGCUUGUCGAUACCAAGGGUCUUGUUACUAAAGACCGUGGUGACCGCCUGGCUGAGCACAAGAAGUACUUUGCCCGAACUGACAACAAUGGUCACCAGUACCGUACUCUCGAGGAAGUCAUCGAGUAUGUCAAGCCCAGUGCCCUGGUUGGUCUCACUGCGACCUUCGGCGUCUUCACCGAGCCCGUUGUCCGCGCUCUCAAGAACUCUGUCCAGGAGGGUGGCCUUGAGCGCCGUCCCAUUCUCUUCCCUCUUAGCAACCCUCUCACAAAGGCUGAGUGUACCUUUGAGCAGGCCAUUGAGUGGACUGAGGGCACUGUCCUCUUCGCUUCUGGCUCUCCCUUCAACCCUGUCAAGGCCAAGUUUGGUGACGAAACUCACCACACGGUCUACCACCCCAACCAAGGUAACAAUGUUUACAUUUUCCCUGGUCUCGGUCUCGGUGCCAUCCUGGCCAAGGCUUCUCGAAUUACCGACGAGAUGGUUUACACCUCUGCCGCUGCUCUGGCCGGCUCCCUAAAUGCCGAUGAGGUUCACAAGGGCCUUAUCUACCCCCGCAUUGAGCGUGUCCGUGAUGCUAGUGUCAUUGUCGCUCGUGAGGUCAUGAAGGCCGCUCGACGCGGUGGUGUCUCUGAGCUUCCUGAGUCCCAAUGGGCUGAGUGGGAGGAGUGGGGUGAUGUUGCCCUGACCACAUACAUCAAACAGCGUAUCUACAACCCCCUUUGCUUUGCUGAUGCUAAGACGCAUCUGUAAUCAUGUGCACACUUGUGUAUGAUUGCAAGCAUUGCCAUUUGAGGGUUGGUAAUAGGCCAAGAUGCAUAUCUCGACCAUGAAGUGCUCGUCGUCGGGAUUGCACUUGCAAAAUGAUUGCGGUAUUUGAGUGACUUGAGUAUACCAACCCAGCUGCCUUGUGCAGUCUUGAAUGCCAAAGAUCAGCUGUGGUUACUCUUGUUAUGUCAUGUUAUGCCACACGCUAUAGUCGGUGGUCUCUAGUACUCUGCUGAGCGAGCCUCCGUGAUGAGGCUUUUUUUGUUUUCCAUAAUCUGCUUGACGUGUUAACGGCUAUUAAUUUUGUUUACAUCUGGCAUGAACCAGACAGGAUGGGAAUAGAGGCGAGGUUAAAAAAGAGAUGGAAGAAGACUUUACAUACCAGUCAACGAGAUAUUCGAAACAAGCAUUGCUGUGCCUUGCCUCGCCCAUUUCCAAUGUGACAUCUGAUGUGGUGACUGUGAUGGGAUUGUUGGAUCAACGAUUCAACUAGCGAUGAAGUACUGCGAGCCUCGAGGUGAGGUGAUUGGUUGGCCACAAAAUGCCGUGGGUAGAUAUGUUGGUGACUUGUCAUCUUCUGCGAUCAAAAUGGGGGUGAUUGUCCUGGGGCUUUGCGAACUGGCACUGGAAAGCAACAUAUGAAGGUGCUAAAGACCCAGUCAUUCUGGGAAGCACCAUGACAUGCCCCAAAGCCCAGGCAUGCUUUGCCUAUCUCUCAGCAUGAAGGAUCAAGUUCUGGCGUGAUUGGGGUGAGUGACUCCAAUGACCCUCUGCGCUGUUCAUGUCGAUCAAGGCCUGGGCCCCUGACGACUCUGACUGAAGGGCACCUGUUAUCGUGGAGGUGACCAGUGAUCACGUUGUAAGAUGGUUGCCAUGUCCAGGAUUGCCAGUGGGUAUUUGGGUAGUUUCGGUCCAAGUUGUUGUUCUUGUUACAUAGAGGAAAGAAUGACGAUAUGAGAUACAAGAAGAUGUGCGAAGCUUUGCUUGCGAUGUCCGAUCGCUCAGGCCUGUUGACGUUGUUGGUUUACCAAGCAAGCUAUGUUGAAUUGCUGGAGGAGAUUGUUUGUUAGGCCGCCGCAAAUCGAUGUCCGAGAGCAUAAAUAGAAACUGAGGCUCUUGAAUGUCCAAAGCCAGGCAUUGAUGCCUGUAGGAAGAGUUGAGGCGAGUCAAGGGCACCACUUGGGCCCAGAGAAAUGCCACAGGAUCGUGAUCGUAACAAACGGGCAGGUGAAUGUGAGGGAGGGUUACAACUUGCUGGGGGUAGGUGGUUUUUGUCCCUCGCACAACCUAAGUCAAGUCGUAAGAUGGGAGGACGUCAAGGCCGGUUGAUAGCCGCAGCCGCUUCAGGACGUCGGUAGCCGAGCCAAAGCUCGCCUGGAGGUUCGGGGAUGGCGUUUGCCAAAGCCGAGCAGGGGGAGUCUACAUAUGCAGUGCGACGGCGCGUGGCUGCGGCAGAGAGAGGGCAUAGGGCAAAAUAUGAGACAUAUUCCUGUCAUAGAAAACGUACCCUGUGCCAUUGGGCAACGGAGACUAAUGGUGGAGGGGUUUUGUACUUGUAUUUGAGCAAGGCUUGUUGUUGGUGCCAUGUACUCCGUAGCGAUGUCUUCUUCAACGGUGUUAUAUUUGCGGUGGUGGGCACACCUGAGGUACCUUUGGGAUUGUUGUAUGUGGAGUCCGUCUCGGGCCCGGGCCCCAGCUUUCGAUAAUAACGGCGGAGAGUGCGGAAGGUUGGCGGAUGGGUGUAGGCAGCUGAGAUGUUUUCUUUUUACACAAAUUAUCAUACGGAAAGGGAUGCUAAACUCUAUGUCAAAGAAAUUAUGUUGUUGUCUUGAUUUCAUGCCUUCUGUACAGAGUACUCAGGCACACAUGACGGGUUGAAACACAAUUUCGAGGAUUACUAAGUUGGCCGCCGUAACUGAGCAUCUACUCCAUACUGAGCAGUGUAACAAAAUACUGGCAAGUAAGUGCUUAAUCAUCUCUCACUCCACUAAUCAUUUACGUCUAGAUGGUGUGUGAUCGUUGAACAGACCAACUCUCAGCUUCGAUCAAGAAGCCUGUUCCUGGUUCGUAUCACGCAUCAACAGCCCGAGAGAAAAACUCCGUAGUGGGGAUUUCUUCACAAACAAGCACAACAUUUGACGUGGAUUGCGGUAAAUCGCUCCUCUUAUAUGGAUGAGUUGUUGGGGAGUGUCAAGAGAAUGCCCGAGGGUCCCGAGAAUUCUACGAGACUGACCGACGUUAUUUCCCUACAGUCAUCAUCGGCCAGAAGUGAUGUGCUUAGACCAAGCUGUCAGUCAUUGUUGAUCUCGGACCUGAAUUCGACGUCCUCGGUCCUUCGCGCAUUACACAUCUGUGCGUCGUGAAUACAGCGAAUGAUGGCACGAUCGUCAACCUUUGGGUUACGGAACAUGUCCAUGGCGGGAGAUCGGCCACACCACCACCCCAGCUCGUUUACUACUCCGUACAGACUUGGCAGAUUACUGGAAUAAUGCGGAGGGUAAAAAAGCUAAAGUCCUACGGAGAAAUACCGAUAUCCAGGGUGAAGGUGAAAUACAUCUAUCAAACCCAGUCCAAAGCUCAACCAUCAGGGCCGGCCAUGCCAAAAAAUAGCCCCUGUCUGGGCUGGGCUGGGCUGGAGCUGCAUCUGCAUCAAGAUGGCUUUGACCGGCACAAGACGACACGAUGCACGACGAGGUUCCUGGCCCACUUGCACCCCAUGGAGAAGCACAAAUAACCUGCUGAAGGAUUAAAAAGCGGAAAAUACCUGCUCUCAUUGGAGUUUGAUUUCCCCUGCCUUCAUGGCUCAAACCUCGAGGGGCUCAACUUGACCAGGCAGGGUUAGCCGGAUGUCUUUUCCCGCCCCCCUUCGAGCUUAGGCUUACAGUAGCCCUCCGCAGUGGUAACCAGUGGGCUCGGGUUGUGGCCGAUGGGGGAGGUGAUCUCAGCGCCGGACGCACCGGGGCCGGAAGGGGAUCCACUGCGGGUUGAACUCCGCUUCAGGCGGGACUGACUUGACCUUCGGUGAUUGAUUUGCAUCGCGAUGAUGUGGAGAUCCCCCGACGUCUCACCUUUACUAGCUUGCUCCCAAACUGGAUGUUCACCUUGGAAUUCGAGGCGGUCACAAGAAUGACACUCAAUAGUUGAUACUCCGUACCCACAGAGCACAAUACACCCACAUGACCUUGACGAAACGGUGAAGAAAAAACAUAUUUACUGCAGUCAAGGUGUGGGGAAAGGAGUGUAAGAAUGAGAUGAGGUGAGGUGGUGUAGUGAGGAAUUUUCGUUCCGUGUCUCCCAUCCUCAGCCCUCUUUAAUUUUAGAUAGAUCACCUUGCUGGCCAUCACAAUCCAUGCAAAUCUGCAACAAGACACAAACCUGCAGCAUCGGUUAAAUUUGUUGGGGGAUGGAAGCAGUAUAUUUGCUUUUCCUUUUUCUUAAUCUGUAUAUGAAGAAAUAUGAUCAUGAAAGAGUAUCCGUAUGUUUGAGCGAGUUUGCUAUCUUGCUCCUACACCGACUAUUACGUGCCUGAUAGAACAAGAAGAACGCGUUUAAAUAUUAAGCUUCAGUGACCCGGAGCAACCCGUUGACUUGCACCGUUAGGAACCCGUAGCGGUGUUGGCCUUCCAUGGAUGCUCACGCUCACACCCUCAGACGUUUUGGCAUGCCAUUAUGCAGGUGGAAAUGUACUUUCGACAGAGAUUUCACAGCCUCAUGAUUCGUCAACAGAGCUACCCAUCAAGGAUAUUGGUUGUUUUUUUGAAUAGCCGAACGUUGCCGACUAUUCUCCGUUAUUGGCCAAUUUGUCUGACGUAAUUCGUGUCCAUACGAACUGAUUGG
Fusarium verticillioides 7600 is the source of this 9154-nucleotide messenger RNA. RefSeq names its product malate dehydrogenase (oxaloacetate-decarboxylating)(NADP+). Bases 3080 to 5302 code for a protein of 740 amino acids. Lineage: Eukaryota; Fungi; Ascomycota; Sordariomycetes; Hypocreales; Nectriaceae. Gene Ontology annotation, molecular function: malate dehydrogenase (decarboxylating) (NAD+) activity; NAD binding. Gene Ontology annotation, cellular component: mitochondrion. The transcript is spliced from 12 exons. The record is from RefSeq and is a predicted model, not a curated record. Gene Ontology annotation, biological process: pyruvate metabolic process; malate metabolic process.